AUGCGACUUGCCAGUUGUGAGGUUCGCGUCGAGGGAGUGUGGGGUGUUUUGUUCUCCUGUCGAUCGCUGCCGGAUGGGGAGGACGGAGACUCUCUUAGCUUGCGGUCUGGCUUGGAGGGGAAUGAUUUGGUCGAUUAUGGGGAUCUAGACUAUGCUGAUUAUGUUGCUCGACGUGGCGUGAGUCGUCUUAUGCCGUGGAUGGAUGGCCUGUGUGUUUAUUUAUUGCUUGUUUGGGUAUCGUGCGAUAGCGACGAGGACGUAGAGUGGCCGGAGUUGCGGUUUUUCCGACGUGGGAUUCCGAAGAAGAGCUGUCUGGCCAGGAUAUUGACCAUUGUUUGA
Molecule: messenger RNA, 339 nt
Organism: Penicillium psychrosexuale
Lineage: Eukaryota; Fungi; Ascomycota; Eurotiomycetes; Eurotiales; Aspergillaceae
Exons: 2
Coding region: 1-339 (112 amino acids)
Source: RefSeq, a predicted model, not a curated record